Messenger RNA from Oenanthe melanoleuca, 5350 nucleotides. RefSeq names its product B cell scaffold protein with ankyrin repeats 1 (gene BANK1). Gene Ontology annotation, biological process: B cell activation; negative regulation of phosphatidylinositol 3-kinase/protein kinase B signal transduction; negative regulation of B cell activation. The transcript has 16 exons. Gene Ontology annotation, molecular function: signaling receptor binding; protein tyrosine kinase binding. Bases 137 to 2371 code for a protein of 744 amino acids. The record is from RefSeq and is a predicted model, not a curated record. Lineage: Eukaryota; Metazoa; Chordata; Aves; Passeriformes; Muscicapidae.
GGGGCGGCGGCGGCGGCCGGGACAGCGACCCAGGACCGGGACAGCGCCGUCGGGCUGGAACAGCUCCUUCGGGCCGGGACAGCUCCAUCGGCCUGGAACAGCUCCCUCGGGCCGGGACGGCGCGGACAGCGGAGCCAUGAGCCCGGCAGAAAAUACGAAGGAUAUCCUCGUGAUAUAUGAACAAGAAGCAGAAGAGUGGGCUCUGUAUUUAAAAUCUCUUUUUGGACUCAUAGUGAACAAAGAAGGAAUCUUACUCUACGAUCUGGAGAAUUCGUCUUUCAAGCACCAGAAGCUACUCUGUUUACGAUCUUAUAAAUGUAAACUCCUGAUACUCUCAUGUGGACUUCUUAACUGCCUGAAUCGAAAAAGAAGUUAUUUUCUGGAACAAGUUCUAAAACCUUCGGAUAAUGUGGUCAUUCUGCUUUGUGGAGUGGAGAAUUCAGAGAUUCUUUAUGAGAUACUAGCCUUAGCUAGAGGCAGCAAAGAGAUUUCUACUGAUCAGAAACCCGAGGAAUAUAUUUCUGUUGUUAAAGGAAUUAUUCAACCAGAUAAACCAUGGGAUGAAGAUCCUGGAGACUCUGUGUCUUACAUCUAUGAAACCGUUCUUGCAGAUGAUUACCAGAAUAUCUCUGAUAUUAACUUGUCAGAUGUCAGGGGAGCAUCAGAAAAAACAGACCUCACUUUUAAAACAGAGGUACUUUCUGAAAGAUUAGAAAGUAACGAGCAGUCAAUAUUGGUGCUUCCGAGAAGAAUAUCAUGUGAGAACCCUGGUGAAAUAUUCAUUCUGUUGAAAGAAGAAAUAGAUGAAGAAACUCUAGAAAUUGAAUUCAUAACAGAUAAUCAACGAAUUAGAACAUGGACAGCCUCUUGGAACAAGAAAGUCAAAUAUGUGAAAGCCCUAGAUUUUCCCGCUGGCCCUGUAUAUGUAAAUGUCUACUGUGGGGGAGUCAUUAAGAUGACAGCAGAGAUUGAGUACUAUACUCCACUAGAGGAAAUUGAACCUAUUUUAAAGAAAGUGGCUGACCCAAUAGCUUUCACUUGUCAGGCAUUAAAAUUUUCUUCUGUUGAGAAGGUAGACAAUGUUCUGACUUCAUUAUUGAAAAGCAAAAUAUCUACUUAUGAAUUCAGCCCGUUCCAAAGUGAAGAAGAGCAUCAUCAUCAAGCUAAUAGCCAUUUGGAAGAAUUUCCUACCCUACUUCACUGUGCAGCCAGAUUUGGCUUGAAGAACCUUGCAACAUUUCUGCUCAGUUGUCCUGAGGCCACUUGGGCUUGCAAAAUAGCCAAUAAAUAUGGAGAUGAUCCAGAAAGUAUUGCGAAGAAGCACGGGCACAAGGAAUUAAGAAAAUUAAUCCAAGAAUUGUCAAAUUAUGCAGCAAGUGAUUUCACUAAUUGCAAGGAGGAAGUGGAAGACAGCAACACUUAUGAGCUUAUGUUAGGCUCAGAAACUCCACCAGCCAUGGCGAAGCAGAACUCAAGAGAUCAAUAUGCAGUUGGAUCGAGAUGCCAACAAGAAGUCGAGGCGGAUGAGGAAAAGGAUGACCUAAAAGACAGCAGAGAGGAGACAGAUUCUGAAGAUGAAGAAGAGGAGGAUUCAUACAGCCUUCACAACAGUCCUGGCAGUUUGUAUGUCAAUGUAAGGAAUGAGCUCAAAGAGAGCAGGAGAGAUUGCUUUGUCUGCAAGAGGCCACCCCCUCCUCCCCCUCGAAAUCUGCCUGGCAUCCAGAGACAGGACAGUCUGCAUAAUUCAUUACAAGAGAGGAGUUCUGUGAUGGACAGGAGUCAGGGAGAGCAGGGAGAUGGACUGACAGCCGCGUGCGGCGGAGGAGACCGGGGUCCCUGCGAGGAGGACAGCGAGGACGAGCACCCCUACACGUGUAUGGCACAGGAUGAGCGUGUGUACGACCUCAUCCUGGGCCAGGAGCAGCAGCAGCAGGAGAGGAGGAAGCACUGCAGCUCCUUCAUCAUGAACAGGCCACCAGCCCCCGCGCCCCGGCCCGUGAGCUCGCUGGUCCGAGAGGAGAACACUCCCUACAUUGUACAAGUGUUUCAGCAAAAGGCCUGUCGGGUGACCAGUGACAACAGCAGGACGUACUGCGAGGCCAGGAAUCCUGAAGCACACAGAGGCCACACUGAGACAGUAACUUACAGCACUGUGGUACACAGGAUCCCUCCUGAACAGGAAGAACUCAUCCACUUGCAGGAACAGGUGAAAAAGGGGGCAAUUUCUGUGGAUGAAGCCCUUGACAGAUUUAAACAGUGGCAGAACAAAAAGCAAAGACUACCAUCCACUCAACAGGAAAAAGUGCAUCACCUUAGAGACACCACUACCAGAAACAGACAAGAAAAUGAAAAUCUGAAUGUCUACAACUAGGAGCUCAACAGACAAGGAACAGCUUACCCAAGUGUGACUCUCCAGCCAGCUGCACAUCAGUCUCCUCUGCUUGGCAUCCCACACGUGUUCCAGCUGUGCCCUGACAGCCUCAGGCUCCAGCCCAUCCUGCAGUGCCACUGCCAUGGGAUCAUUGCUGCCCUUCCAGUGCCUUGCAUUCUCUCACCAGGUCCAGCUCUGGAAGAAGACCAAUAUCACUAAAGCAAAUUAAUAAGGUUUCUUGUAAAGUCAUCUACGAAUUUUACAGCUUUUCUUUGCUUUUUCUUUUUCCAAGAUGACAGCUGACAAUUUAUAUAAGGAUGUAUUGCGUGCUUUGGUUAAUAAGUUUUGAAGUUAUUUCAGUUUUUCCAUUGUGCUUGAUAAGUUUCGUAAAAGUAGAUUUUAUGCACAAAAGAGCAAGACUGCUAAAGGAUAUAAAGAUUAUUAAGUGAAAGUAAAUAAAACAAUUUAGCUUUUACAUUUUGUUGAAACAUUUUUAUAUUAACUGUAUAAAAAUUUGUCUUUCCUAGGAAUAAUUGCAUUUUAUCACCAGUUUAAAUAAUUGUAUUCACAUUAAAGCUAAUUUCUUAAGCCAGACUAUGUAAACUAGUACUAAUUAUCUACUAAUGCAUUACAGUGAUUCCAAGAAUUUUGUUUACAAGGAAAUUGUGUUGUGUUUAGUAAGCUGACUAAGGUAAAUUAUAUCCAUAACAAAACCAAAUUACUUUCUACUGCAUUAACACAGCAACAGUAAAGGAAUAAAUAUGGUUAAUAGGUAUAAUGGUCUGCAUUCCCAUAGUAUAAUUCUACAAAAUUUAAAUGAGCAUGUGAUGAUACAAGAGUGUGCAAGAUUUGUGCCCUAUUUCCUAAAACAAGAAAAAAUAUCUCCUUAAUAUAAAUACAUUUUUCUCCUUAACUACAUGUUAAAGUGACACCCAAGCUUGGAAGAGGGGAGUGGAUUUGAAGUUCAAGCCCCUCAAGGCUCAUAUUAUUCUUCCAAUCCAAAUAAAUUAUUGUGCCAAGUGAACUAUUAGGAAUAAAAAUAAGCCAAAAAGCCAAUGUUGGGAUUUUAAAAUAAUGACAGAAUCUUGAAAGCAUACAGAUUUAGACUAAUUAAAAAUCUAUUUUCUGUUUUAAAUGGGUUGAUUAAACAUUUUUCAGUAAAUUAUUUGUUCUGUGGGGAAAACCUGCAUUUCUGUUAGAAACACUCCCAACAAAUACUGCAGAUGCAUUGCUAUGAGGUCAUAAAUAUUCAGUGAUUGCUGUAUUAGUGUGACAACACAGCUUUGUGUACCAUACAAAGCUAUUUGAACCACAGCAAAAGCCCUGAAAUGUGUAAUGUGUUCCAGGGCUGGAAAUACAGUCAGUGCCUGUGAGCUGAGGCCAUGAGACUGUCAGGCUUUAUAGGGGAGAAGCUGGAUGUUUAAAGACUUGCCUGGCUACAUGGAAAUGGGAAUAGGGAGAAUUAUUUAGAAAUCUAAAUGAAUUUAAGAUGUUAUUUCCCCCUUAAGGGGGGCUUCUUUCUCCCCUGUUAUAAAUGAGAAACAGAAAGUCUGGAUAUCCAGCAAAAUUUAGAUUGCUUUAUUUUAUAUAGACGGAACAAGCGGCGCUGGGGAACGUGAGGGGUCACAGCCCACUCCAUGCUCCAUCAAACCUGGGUUUGCAGCCUCUUCUUACAGUAUGGUCUGUCACUGUAAUCAGGUUUUUUGGGGUUUUUGCUGUCAUGAUUUUGCCAGGUAAGCAGUGGUGGUUGAAUAAAUAUCCAUAAAGUCUCUGGGUAACAGUCAGUUUCAUAGAUAACCAUCUGGUCUUGGUAGAUAAAAUCAGCAAAAAUCAGGAAGUCUGAUCUUUGUAGAUAGGCGACAUUGAUCAAACAAAGGCAGGAAGUCUGAUUUUGCAAAAUCUAUCAGGCUAUAGGAAAGUCUGAUUUUGCAAACUGGUAGUAGACACAACCUAUUUAGAAAACAUUCAUAACAGGGGGAUUUAAAACAGAAUGAUUUAAUCAGGUAUUUUCCUCUAUCUAGUGUCCAUGCUUCAUUUCAGGCCUUAGUAUUCUGAUUUAUACAAACCCCGAUACUUUUAUGAUUAACAUGAAUCUUUUACCAAUUAUCACAUUGCCUCAAGAAUAUUUAUAUUUUUAAAAACCUGGCAAGUCUGUGUAUCCCCUGGCAAGCAUUCCUGAGGAGGUGACAUAUAGAUGGAAAAAAGAAUACAAAAAAUGCAAAGGUUCUUCAUGUUGGUACCUGCUGUCUUUUCUGCCAUUUGUUCCUUUUUUCUGUAGCAGAGGAGAGGAAGAGACCUUUCCUGGGAGGGGGUCAGUGCUCCCAAACCUCCUGGAUGCUCUCUGUGCUGCCAAGGGAGAGGCUGGAGCCCAGUGGCUCCUGUGCUCCUGUGAGGGGCACCUGGGCAAUGCAGAGACUUGUGGUCAAUGGUAACAAACUACAAAACUGGACAUUUCCAAAAAUAAGCACAGACAGUUACCUCAAGGAAAGAGUAUGGUCUUUCCUGGGGAAAAACAGAGUGUAACAAUACAGCAACACUGCCAGACAGAGAAAGCAGAAGCCUGAGGGCAGCUCCCCUCAGGAAAUAGAAGAGCACUCUGUGUGCAUGUAUUUGCAUCUCUGAUGUGACACUCCACAGUUUCCAGCCCAGGAGCGUUUAGGAAUACCCAUAACAAAGCAACUCCUGCUCUCUGCUCCUGCUGCUGCUGCAUCCAAGCCUUGCUCCAGGAAUCCCAAGCAGGGCAGCACUGGCACUGCAGCUUUGGGCAGCCCUGUUUUACUAAAAGCAAGUGGAUGCAAGAUAGCAAUAGGGAGGACAUGCAGUGUCACUUUAAGAAGAACUGCUUCUGCUACACCACAAAUUUGCUUGGUUUAUCACUCUAGUCUCCUCUGACUCUUAAUAUUAUAAUGUAGAACAUCAAAAACCAAAACCAAAGAAAAUACACCCCAGAUCAACUCUUGCCAAUCUACAAAAUCUUCC